AUGCCCCACAAGAUAGAAAGCUUCUUGUUUUUACUUCUCUUUGGCUACAAAGCCACACUGGGAUUAUCAUCUACUGAGGAUGAGGGUGAGGACCCCUGGUACCACAAAGCGUGCGAGUGCGGCUGCCAAGGAGGUGCCAACACCCUGUGGUCUGCAAGCGCCGCCUCCUCAGACUGCAUGCCGGAAUGCCCAUAUCAUAAGCCCCUGGGUUUUGAGUCAGGCAAGGUUACACCAGACCAGAUCACCUGCUCCAACCUGGAGCAGUACGUGGGCUGGUAUUCCUCAUGGACGGCCAACAAGGCCCGGCUCAACAGUCAAGGCUUUGGGUGUGCCUGGCUCUCCAAGUUCCAGGACAGCAGCCAGUGGCUACAGAUAGAUCUGAAGGAGGUCAAGGUGAUUUCAGGGAUCCUCACCCAGGGGCGCUGUGACAUCGACGAGUGGAUGACCAAGUACAGCGUGCAGUACAGGACUGAUGAGAGCCUGAACUGGAUUUACUAUAAAGACCAGACUGGAAACAACCGCGUCUUCUACGGAAACUCGGACCGAACCUCCACAGUCCAGAACCUGCUGCGGCCCCCCAUCAUUUCCCGCUUCAUCCGGCUGAUCCCACUGGGUUGGCAUGUCCGCAUUGCCAUCCGGAUGGAGCUGUUGGAAUGCGUUGGCAAGUGUGCCUGACCCCGGCCUCAGCUUGGCACCUGCCGGGGGGCAGAGGGGACAGAGGGCACAGAGCAGCCUGGCGCAAACCCCGGCACACUACUAUGAUGAACAGGGCUGUAUUUCACAAGCUCUUUCCAAUGAAGGGCUGAGUAUAGAAUAUUUCUUUCUUUCUUUUUUUUAAGAUAUAGUUUCCAAUUUUAACAGAAGAAACAGAAAAUGAAUUUAUUCCCCACUCAGGGCCAAAGAAAAUGAGAACAAAGAAAAUGUCACUAAAAACAAUUUUCCUACAAUAGCCUAAGUAGCAGGAGUAAUUUGCUGCUCUCGUUUUUUUUUUUUUUUCUGUCUCAGUGACACUGGAAAGGUGCACUCCCAGGGGAACACUAAGGAGCCCUGAUAAUUUGAAAACUCUUUUGCUUACCAUAUUCAAACAAGAACACAGAGUUUCAUAAAGCCUCACUUUGAAUGCAAAGGGGGAGCAAGCUUGCAGUUUCUACGGUUUUCAUUAAAUCAUGGCCUUGAAGGACUUUAGAGCACCAGGUAUGCAGAAGGAAGGUUUUUGUGUAACUGGGUGGGGCAGAGGAAUAUGGUGGAUGGGGGCGCCUGUGUUCUGCUCUCCUGGGAGCCAUACAUGACCAAGGGCUUCAGCUAGGAGGGCUUCCCCAGCUCUGAUUACAUACAACUCCAUUCUGCAGCCCAUUCAGGCAAAUUACCCCAGGUCACUAUUUAGGUGAAUACAUGGGACAGACUGCACAGUAAGUAGUGAUGUUUCCCUAUAUUUAGGAACCCCUAAUGACCAGAACACACCAGAAUUUCCCUUUGUCAAGGGCUACCAUUUUCCAGCAAGCUUAACACUUUGAAAACACUUGGCCCAGGAGCUAUCACUGGCUGUGUGGAGGAGGCCCCUUAGCUGACUACAUGCUUUGCAGGAAGUGCUCAGACCCAACUCCUAAGGAGGGAGAUGCGGCUACAGCCCUGGUGGUGGUCUACACUUCCAACCUCUGUCCCCUUGCCUGACAAUGCACAAACACGUCUGCUCCUGACACUGAAUCCUCCUUGGGAAUGAAUGGUCCUGGAAUGCAUCUGGCCUGGUCAUCCCCUGCUGGGGGAGCUCACUAAGAAGGGAACUUGGGAGAACGACAGCCUGUCUCCUUUGCUGAUCAUAGCUCAGUCUGAGUUUCCAGGCCCUUCCCUGGGAGAGGCUGGUGACAUGGGGAGUAGGCAGGAGAGGUCUAUAAAGAGGAGAAGCUGAGGGGGGUAAAAUCCAAGGAUAAGAGCCCUUCAGUGAGACUGGGGAAUCCAAGACUGUCCGGGCCCUGACACAGAGCAGCCUUCCUAGCAGCUCCUUUUUCCGAGUGGCUGUUUUCAAAUGCCAAGCUGAGUGAACAGACUCACACUAUCACGAUCCUGGACACCACACUCGCCUUCUCUGAGUGGGAAGCUUCCGGAAAGCCUCAGAUCCCUUCCCUGGUGUUUUUGGGUUUAGAACAGUUUUAUAUUUAACCCAGUAUCUUUCUAAUCCCAUGCUAUAUACAUGAACCUGAAAAAAAUGCUUUUCCUUGCUCACUCUCUUAAAUUUAUUGAUUCAGGAUGGGGAAAUCCUUCUCUCUGGCCUUAGGACACAUGGACAAAUCCAUUUUGAAUAGAUGCCUGACUAAAGACCCUUGUUGGGAAAGCUGAAUGAACUUUUAUCAUGACAUGGAUGGUCAGAGGAAAUGGGGGUAGCCUGGGAGUUCAGGUCCUCUUUAAGUGGCACAACGGACACAGGAGGGGAGUGUAAUUAAAGGAGAAAAAGAAUGAAACAGUGUAGCGCAGGCAUGAAAGUUCUCCAAAUAAUUGUUCAUGUUGGAAAUUUUGUUUUCUAACAACUUUAUUAUAAAGUCACAUACCAUACACAUUUCACCCAUUUAAAGUGUACAAUUCAAUGACUUUUAGUAUAUUCAGAGUUGAGUGAACAUUACCACAAUUCUAGAAAGAUUUCAUCACCCCAAGAAGAAACCCUGCAUCCAUUAACCAUCACCCCACAACCCACUCAUCCACCCCAGCCCCAGGCAAUCACUGAUCUGGUUUCUGUCUGUAGAUUUGCCAAUGAUGGACAUUUCAUAUAAAUGGAAUCAUACAAUAUGUGGUCUUUUCUGUCUGAUUUCUUCUGCUUAGCGUAGUGUUUCCAAGGUUCAACCAUGUUGUAGCAUGUGUCAGUACAAAUCACUUCUUUUUAUGGCUGAAUAUCAUUCCAUUGUACGGAUGGACCAUGUUUCAUUUAUCCAUUCAUCCACUGACGGACAUUUGGAUUUUUCCACAUUUUUGGCUAUUAUGAAUAAUGCUACUAUGAACAACUGUACAAGUCUGUGUGGACACAUUUUCAUUUAUCUUGGGUAUAAACUUAGAUGUGGAAUUGUUGGGUCUUACAUAACUAUGUUCAACCUCUGAAGAACUGUUAAUUUUUCAAAGUGGCUGCACCAUUUUAUAUUCCACCAGCAAUGAGGGUUCCAGGUUCUCCAUGCUUGUUAUUACCUAAUCAAUUAUAGCCAUCCUGCUGUGUAUUAAGUAGUAUCUCCCUAUAGUUUUUGAUUUGCAUUUCCCUAUGAUUAAUGAUGCUAAACCUUCUUUCAUGCAUUUACUAACUUUUUGUACACCUUCCUUGGAGAAAUGUCUAUUCAGAUCCUUUGUGACCAUUUUGGAAUCCGACUUUUUGUUAUUGAAUUUUAAGAGGUCUUCAUAUAUCCUAGAUACA
Molecule: messenger RNA, 3388 nt
Organism: Manis pentadactyla (Chinese pangolin)
Lineage: Eukaryota; Metazoa; Chordata; Mammalia; Pholidota; Manidae
Gene: RS1
Product: retinoschisin 1
Exons: 6
Coding region: 1-675 (224 amino acids)
Source: RefSeq, a predicted model, not a curated record